AUGCGGCUGUUGCCACUUUUGCCAAUCGUCAUACUUGCCGCUCCCCUACCUAAGUCGGCAGAAUUCGACAGAACUGUGCAAUAUCUUUAUCAAUACGGGUAUUUGGGGACACCGCAACCUAGUCUUCAUGAGUUACGUACAGCUCUUGUCGUAUUCCAGGAAGUCGCGGGUGUUCCGAUGACGGGAGAGUUGGAUGACGAAACCCUUCUGGCAACCAGACGACCACGUUGUGGACAAGGGGAUACUCAAAGAGCUAAAAAUAGACAAAAACGUUUUGCUAUCUCGCAGCAGUCAAAAUGGCCGAAACGUCAUUUCACGGGUGAUAAUGAAAUUCAUCUUAAAUGGUUUAUCUCUAAGUAUACAAAAGAUUUAAAAGAAAAAGUUAUUAGAUCAACUGUUCAUAAAGCUUUUCAACUUUGGGCAACUCAGUCUAAUGUUAAGUCUGUUCCGAAGGUUACCUUGCAUUUCGAAGAAGUUCAUGCAAAAGAUGAUGCGGACAUCAACAUUCUUUGGGAUGAAGGAGAACAUGGAGAUUCUCAUAAGUUUGAUGGUUCGAGAGGAAAUCGGGAUAACAUCCUGGCUCAUACUUUCUUCCCUGGACAUUCUCAACCCUUAAACGGCGACAUUCAUUUCGAUGAUGCCGAAGAUUGGGAAGUGGAUCUGGAGAAAGUUAAAACUCAUGAUCGUCGAUUCUUCCCGUAUGUCUUGGCUCAUGAAAUCGGUCAUGCGUUGGGUCUGCAACAUUCUCGAAAACCAGAAGCUCUUAUGAAUCCUUAUUAUUCGGAUACUCCAUUAGAUGAACUUCAGUUGGAUAUUGAUGAUAAAUGUGGAAUCAAUUGGAAUUACGCUGGUCCAUCUGACUUUUGCUUGUUUGUCUGGCUUAUGUCCGAUGUAAUACAUAUGCGGAAAAACAAUUCUGAUUAUCACCAUGUCUAUUCGUCAGAUCACAUUUUGCCUUCGAAUGAAAGAAUUCGUAAGAAGUUGAAUAUUCUUUCGGAUGUGAGCAUUCCCCGCUGUACGCGAACAAACGAUGUGGAACAAUUCGCUGAAAAGCGACUUCAUCGAAUGUUACAGUUUCCUCCCGAAGAAGCUAAGAUCUUCAGCCGUGUUGUCUGUAACUUCCUUGCUGGUCUACACGUAUAUCGUGCUGAACGGGCUAAGAAAGCAGAGAACGAUCCUGACUUCCAAUAUGAAGAAACGAUAGAGAAAGAAUUUCAUAGCGUUUCCAAAACAGUCUCUGAAUUCUCUCAUUCGUCAGCCAACUCCAUACGUAGGAUGGCACGGCAAGCGGAAGAAGAUCAAUCACAGCAUAAGCCGAACAUAUUUGAUCCAAAUUAUUUUGAUGCGGAGUUUUUUGACGGAUUUUUCAAUCAAUAUCUUCAACUCAACGGGCAGUGA
Auanema sp. JU1783 is the source of this 1398-nucleotide messenger RNA. Lineage: Eukaryota; Metazoa; Nematoda; Chromadorea; Rhabditida; Rhabditidae. The record is from the annotation of a GenBank genome assembly.